Molecule: messenger RNA, 6321 nt
Organism: Betta splendens (Siamese fighting fish)
Lineage: Eukaryota; Metazoa; Chordata; Actinopteri; Anabantiformes; Osphronemidae
Product: disco-interacting protein 2 homolog C
Exons: 38
Coding region: 876-5354 (1492 amino acids)
Source: RefSeq, a predicted model, not a curated record
UCCUACGGUUCGGAUCUCCUUUCCUCGUGCUUCCCACUUUUCCCUCCGCUGUGCGUCUUAUUUUUGUCUGCUUUGUCUCUUUGUGUCUGUUAGUUCUCUCGCCCCUCGUCUCUCUCUCUCUCUCGCCCCUCGUCUCUCUCUCUCUCUUACUCUAUAUGGUCACGGAUCAGUAGGAACUCAGACUCUUCUUGCUGAUUUGUCGGAGCAGAGCACAGUCAUGACUGCGUUGUUCCUGCUGUUGUUGAUCUGCAGACUUCUGACCCGGUGUUUUGUUUUGUGUUUUUGUUGUUUUUCAAUUUUAGAUUAAACCAGUUUGAAUGCAGCGAGUUUGCUCCUUAUCCGCCUCUGCUCAUUCAGAUUUACUGCUCAUCAACACCUGUUGCGUUAUUACAUAACUGGAAGUCGUUGCAUCAUCCGUUGCUAUAGCGACAUCUGCAGCUCACUCGCGGCGCUGCGCUGUAAGUCAAUGAAGGGUGCGUUCACAGAAUAAGAGCAGACGUCUGUACCGGUGCCACGACUCACAUCACUCAGACGUCACAGCACCAAUGUGUGGAGCUGCAGCAGGAGCAUCGUGUCCUUGUAGAGCCGUUUGACUGCAAACCAAAAGCGUGUACCUCCGUCUGCUUCCCGACGGCCACGUUGGUGAUAUCACACAGAAGGGCUACGAGAAGAAGAGGUCCAAGCUGAUUGGGGCCUAUUUCCCUCAGACUCCAGCGGCGGACCCGUCGCUGGGUCAGGAGAGGGCGCCCGUCACCCCGUCCUCGUCGACCCGCUACCACCGCCGGCGGUCGUCUGGGUCCAGAGACGAACGUUACAGAUCAGAUGUGCACUCUGAGGCGGUGCAGGCAGCCCUGGCCAAGCACAAGGAGAGGAAGAUGGCGGUGCCGAUGCCUUCAAAGCGCCGCUCGCUGGUGGUGCAGACGUCCAUGGAUGCCUACACGCCUCCAGACACUUCUUCAGGCUCAGAGGAUGAGGGUCAGGGUUACGGUGAUGAAGACGAAGGAGGAGACUGCGAGGAGGAGGAUGGAGGAGGCGGCGGGGGAGGAACCUCAUCCAGCCGGGAGGACAGCAUCAGCAUGGAGCACUGGAUCAGCCGCGCCCUCCACAGCACCUCCUCCACCACCACCACCACCGCCUCGUCCACCGCGUCCUCCUGCUCCACACGCAGCGGGGGCAGCGGGGCCGCGGGGGGGGGGCUGGCCGACGUCCUGGCACAGCACGUCCACCGCCAGCACCACAAGCCAGAGAACCACUCUGCCCCUCCAGACGUCACCGGUUACACCAACAGCACCGGCCCCGAUGGGAUCCAGGUGGACCGAGCCCCGGGUGGCGGCACCGCGGCCCAGAGACAGACGCCCAAAUACGGCAACGCCGAGCUGAUGGAGACGGGAGACGGGGUUCCAGUCAGCAGCAGGGUUUCAGCCAAAAUUCAGCAGCUGGUCAACACUCUGAAGAGGCCCAAGCGUCCGCCGCUCACAGAGUUCUUUGUGGACGACUUCGAGGAGCUGCUGGAAGUCCAGCAGCCGGACCCCAACCAGCCCAGGGCCGAGGGGGCGCCCAUGGCCGCCCUGCGCGGCGAGCAGCUGGGCGUGGUGACCAACUGGCCCCCGUCCCUGGAGGCGGCGCUGCAGCGCUGGGGCACCGUCUCCCCCAAGGCGCCGUGCCUCACGGCCGUGGACGGCGGCGGCAGGCCGCUCUGCGUCCUCACCUACGGCAAACUGUGGUCCAGGAGUGUGAAGGUGGCCUACAACCUGCUGCACAAGCUGGGAACCAAGCAGGAGCCGCUGGUCAGAGCUGGAGACAGGGUGGCGCUGGUCUUCCCCAACAACGACCCCGCGGCCUUCAUGACGGCGUUCUACGGCUGCCUGCUGGCCGAGCUCGUCCCAGUGCCCAUAGAAGUUCCGCUGACCCGCAAGGACGCCGGCAGCCAGCAGAUCGGGUUCCUGCUGGGGAGCUGCAGCGUGACGGUGGCGCUGACCAGCGACGUGUGCCAUAAAGGCCUUCCCAAGAGCCCCACUGGAGAGAUCCUACAGUUCAAAGGCUGGCCCAAGGUGCAGUGGGUCGUCACCGAGUCCAAACACCUGUCCAAACCGCCCCGGGACUGGUUCCCACACGUGAAGGAUGCCAACCAGGACAGCGCCUACAUCGAGUACAAGAGCUGUAAGGACGGCAGCGUGCUGGGGGUGACGGUGAGGAGGACGGCUCUGCUCGCCCACUGCCAGGCGCUCACGCAGUCCUGCUCGUACACGGAAGCUGAGACCAUAGUGAAUGUCUUGGACUUUAAGAAGGACGUGGGCCUGUGGCACGCCGUCCUCACCAGCGUGAUGAACAUGAUGCACGUCAUCAGUGUUCCCUACGCCCUCAUGAAGGUCAACCCUCUGUCCUGGAUCCAGAAGGUCUGCCAGCACAAAGCCACGGUGGCGUGUGUGAAGUCCCGGGACAUGCACUGGGCUCUGGUGGCCCACCGGGACCAGAAGGACGUCAACCUGAGCUCCCUGCGCAUGCUGGUGGUGGCGGACGGCUCCAACCCCUGGUCCGUCUCGUCCUGCGACGCCUUCCUCAACGUCUUCCAGACCAAAGGUCUGCGGCCGGAGGUCAUCUGUCCCUGUGCCAGCUCCCCCGAGGCGCUGACGGUGGCCAUACGAAGGCCGCUGGAGGAGGGCUCCGCCCCCGGCCGCGGCGUCUUGUCCAUGCAGGGUCUGAGUCACGGCGUGAUCCGGGUCGACUCCGAGGAGAAGCUGUCGGUCCUCACGCUGCAGGACGUGGGCUCCGUCAUGGCCGGAGCGCUGAUGUGCGUGGUGAAGCCGGAAGGACUCCCUCAGCUGUGUCGCAGCGAUGAGGUGGGGGAGCUGUGCGUGUGCGCCGCCGCCACCGGCUCCUCCUACUACGGCCUGGCCGGCGUGAGCAAGAGCACCUUCGAGGUUUUCCCAGUGUCCAACAACGGCGCUGCUGUGGGGGAGCUCCCCUUCACCCGGACCGGCCUGCUGGGCUUCAUCGGACCCGGAGGUCUGAUCUUUGUGGCCGGGAAGAUGGACGGGCUGAUGGUGGUGGGCGGCCGGCGGCACAAUGCCGACGACAUCGUGGCCACGGCGUUGGCGGUGGAGCCCAUGAAGUUUGUGUACAGGGGCAGGAUCGCUGUGUUCUCCAUCACGGUGCUUCACGACGAGAGGAUCGUGGUCGUGGCUGAGCAGCGGCCCGACUCCACAGAGGAGGACAGCUUCCAGUGGAUGAGCCGGGUUCUACAGGCGAUCGACGGCAUUCACCAGGUGGGCGUGUAUUGUCUGGCUUUGGUGCCGUCCAACACGCUGCCCAAGACGCCGCUGGGCGGCAUCCACCUGUCGGAGACCAAGCAGCUGUUCCUGGAGGGGGCGCUGCACCCCUGCAACGUGCUGAUGUGCCCCCACACCUGCGUCACCAACCUGCCCAAACCGCGGCAGAAGCAGCCAGAGAUCGGGCCGGCGUCCGUGAUGGUCGGGAACCUGGUGUCGGGGAAGAGGAUCGCUCAGGCCAGCGGCAGAGACGUGGGUCAGAUCGAAGACAAUGACCAGGCAAGGAAGUUCCUCUUCCUGUCGGAGGUCCUGCAGUGGAGAGCCCAGAGUUCUCCAGACCACGUCCUGUACACGCUGCUCAACUCCAGAGGAACCAUCGCCAGCGCGUUGACUUGUCUCCAGCUGCAUAAGCGAGCAGAGAAGAUCGCCGGCCUGCUGGCGGAACGGGGCCACCUGCAGGACGGAGACCACGUGGCGCUGGUCUACCCCCCAGGCACGGACCUCAUCGCCGCCUUCUACGGCUGCCUGUACGCCGGCUGCGUGCCCGUCACCGUGCGCCCGCCUCACCCGCACAACAUCGCCACCACGCUGCCCACGGUCAAGAUGAUCGUAGAGGUGAGCCGCUCCGUGUGCGUGCUGACAACACAGCUCAUCUCCAAGCUGCUCAGGUCCAAGGAGGCCACGGCUGCUGUGGACUUCCGGACCUGGCCGCCGGUUCUGGACACAGAUGAUUUACCAAAGAAGAAAGCUCCUCAGCUGCACAGAGCUUCCAGCCCCGACGCUCUGGCCUACCUGGACUUCAGCGUGUCCACCACAGGGAUGCUGGCUGGAGUCAAGAUGUCUCACACCGCCACCAGUGCCUUCUGCCGCUCCAUCAAGCUGCAGUGUGAGCUGUACCCGUCCAGGGAAGUGGCCAUCUGCCUGGACCCGUACUGCGGCCUGGGCUUCGUCCUCUGGUGUCUUUGCAGCGUGUACUCGGGUCAUCAGUCCGUCCUGAUCCCUCCGUCCGAGCUGGAGGUGAACCCGUCUCUCUGGCUGUCGGCCGUCAGUCAGUACAAAGUCCGCGACACCUUCUGCUCCUACAGUGUGAUGGAGCUGUGCACCAAAGGCCUGGGCCUGCAGACCGACGUCCUCAAGGCUCGAGGACUGGACCUGUCCCGGGUCAGGACCUGCGUGGUUGUAGCAGAGGAGCGCCCCAGGAUCGCCCUCACGCAGUCCUUCUCCAAGCUCUUCAAGGACCUGGGGCUCCACCCUCGGGCCGUCAGCACCUCCUUCGGCUGCAGGGUCAACCUGGCCGUCUGCCUGCAGCCUCACAGGCUGAGUAAAGCUGUUGACCAGGGAACCUCUGGACCCGACCCCACGACUGUAUACGUGGACAUGAGAGCGUUACGACACGACAGGGUCCGACUGGUAGAAAGGGGUUCUCCACACAGCCUGCCGCUGAUGGAGUCUGGGAAGAUUCUUCCAGGGGUUCGAAUCAUCAUCGCCAACCCAGAGACCAAGGGGCCGAUGGGAGAGUCACAUCUGGGAGAGAUCUGGGUCCACAGCGGCCACAACGCCAGCGGCUACUUCACCGUCUACGGAGACGAGGCGCUGCAGUCGGACCACUUCAGCUCCAGACUCAGCUUCGGGGACACGCAAACCAUCUGGGCUCGAACCGGGUACCUGGGCUUCCUCCGCAGAACUGAGCUGACGGAUGCCAGUGGAGAGCGACACGACGCCCUCUAUGUGGUGGGAGCCCUGGAAGAAGCCAUGGAGCUGAGGGGGAUGAGGUACCACCCGAUCGACAUCGAGACGUCCGUCAUCAGGACACACAAGAGCAUCACUGAGUGUGCCGUGUUCACAUGGACCAACCUGCUGGUGGUGGUGGUGGAGCUGGACGGAUCCGAGCAGGAGGCCUUGGACCUGGUGCCCCUGGUCACCAACGUGGUGCUGGAGGAGCACUACCUGAUCGUGGGGGUGGUGGUGGUGGUCGACAUCGGCGUCAUCCCCAUCAACUCCCGCGGCGAGAAGCAGCGCAUGCACCUGCGCGACGGCUUCCUGGCCGAUCAGCUGGACCCCAUUUACGUAGCCUACAACAUGUAGCAGAACCAGGCGCUGGGCCGGACCGUGUACACCCACCCUCAGCUCCUUUAAUUAUCACAGACAGAAACUGAAGUUGUGGCGAUACGGACGUCCUUCAGGUGAACGUCACGGUUCCAAACCUUUUAAUUAACUUCUGCUGCAGCCUUUAAAUCCACACGUUGUAAGUAUGUACAGAAGAAACGGAUUUAAUUUAUUAUGAGACGUUCAAGAAUAUUUUGCUCUUGAAUAUUUGCUACUAUAAUAAAACAAGAGCGUUUUUAUGUUGCGUAAAGAGACUUAAACUAUUAUAGUUUCUAUUAAAGGGUCCCAGACAGAACCUUUUAUCCACGUGCUAAAACAGAGGAAAUUCGCAACCAAAACAGGACAAUUUGGGAUUUUUGGAAAACAUAUUGUAUCAAUAUUUAUUGUUAUUUACAAGAAGCUGCCAACAAAAACAACUUCUAUGAUCAAACUUGAUUUUCAGAUGCACUUGUCAACCUGAACCCUUUGUACCAUUUCAAAGUUAUUUGUGAUCAGUGUUUUACGUCUGUGUGCUGUCCCCUAGUGGCCACCAGAGGUUUUACAGGAACCCGCAUCCUGGGCCCAAAGGAGUUCGCUCCCUUUGGUUCAGAACUCCUCCAUCUCUGGCCUUAUAUAAAUCUCAUUACGUUCAUACUUUCCUCCAUCAGCUCAAGGAGCCGCCGCCACUAGUGUAAAUAUCCCUGCAUAUUUUUACACAGAUUAAUCAGGGCUCGUUCCAGUGAUGUCAUGACAUUGUGCCAUUAAGUACAGUGGGUGAAGGUCAAAGGUCAGAAAAGACAGUGUGAGGAACCUGAUCUAAAAAUUACGCUCCUCUUUGAAUGUUGCAGUUUUUUAAGCACUUUCUGAACAGUUUGUUUUUGUUUAUCAGGUUUUUAUAAAAAGAUUUAAAAAUGUCUCGAGUUGACGUCUUUCAAGUAAAUAAAAAUGUCAACAGUUUUGCCAAGAA